UAACCGCCCCCUGUUGCUUUCACGUGUUAAACAUGAUAUGGAUUCAUAACGAUGUUGCUGGUCGUGCGACAAUGCAGGUAGAUUCAGCGUCAGAAGAGUAAGUGCGUGUCGUGCCCUUGGAGCAAUGACACAUCCGACAACAAAGUGCUAGUGUGUUCAGAUAGUGGAUUUUGUACAUAACCGACAAUAUAGCAUUAGAGCCCAGAUAGUGGAUCUCGUUUACAAGUGUGGAACGCACAUAUAUUCCGGAGUGAAGAACGGGAAAUAAAGUUACACACAAACGUAGAAUUUCCCUUACUUUUGGCGUGGACUGAUCACCCCAGCCGAAAUCAUCUCUGUUAGGCUUGGUCCAUGUUUUACUUUGGGGUUUUUCUGAGAGGAAAAUGGAGGCGAAGGCUGACCAUGUACUCCUUACAUUUGUGGCUGGAGGAUUGUCAACAUGUUGUGCAAAGACAUCUACAGCUCCAUUGGAAAGACUGAAAAUUCUCUUCCAGGCUCAGAAUCAACACUACAAGAACAUGGGUGUAUUUAGGGCUCUAAAAACCAUUUACCAUAAAGAAGGACCUUUGGGUUAUUACAGAGGGAAUGGUGCUCUUAUGUUGCGGGUUUUUCCAUAUGGUGCCGUUCAGUUUGUAUCAUAUGAGCAGUAUAAGAAGGUCUUAAACUCCUUGUAUUUUAAUGGGGCUUUGAGUAAACUGCUCUCUGGAUCUUUUGCAGGAAUUACGGCUUGUUCACUGACAUAUCCCUUGGACGUUGUACGUUCACGCCUGGCAUUUCAAGUGGCUGAUGAGCAAAUCUACUGUGGAAUAUGUCAUGUAAUUCGCCAGAUUAUUACUACAGAGGGAGGAUUUGCAGGUCUUUACAGAGGUUAUGCUGCUACAGCACUUUCAAUGAUUCCAGCUGUUGGAUUUGGGUUCUUCACCUAUGAGAGUAUCAAAGACUUCAUACUUUCAAUGAGUGGCCCUUUGACAAAGAAAAACAGAGAGGGUCAAGAAGUUCUAACACCAAUUGGGGGGCUGUUGUGUGGUGCAGUGGCUGGUGCCUCUUCACAGACAGUGGCAUAUCCUCUAGAUGUUGUUAGACGGCGAAUGCAGCUUGCAGGGGCAGUGUCUGAUGGCUACAAAUACAGUGGUUGCAUUAACACCUUUGUAACAGUCUACUUGGAAGAUGGUGUGAGAAAAGGCUUGUAUCGUGGCUUGUCAAUCAACUACUUGCGGGUCAUACCACAGGUGGCAGUCAUGUUCAGUGUGUAUGAGCUUACAAAGCAGUUUCUCAGCAGUGACAUGACAACUGAAAGGAGUGAGUGAUCAAACACCAAACAAGAAGACUUCUGUCUCAUCUUUUGAACAUGUGUACUAAAUACAGGAUAGUAGUCACUAAUAAACAUGCGGAGAAAACACAAGAGCUGCAUAAUCCUCCUGCAUCAACACAGCUGUCAAGAGACAAUAAUGUAUCUGUUGGUUAAAAAGAUUUUGGUUCAGUAACUGUCAUGCAUAUACUGUAUACUGUAUUGAGCAUUUACAGGACUGCAUUGAACCUCAGAAAGUUGAUUGUUACUGCAACUUACUAUCAAUUCACUGUGAAGAAAGUACAAAGAAUUGAAAGUAAUAAUAAGGGAUGCAAAAUGACCAAUUUUAGUCUAUGUGCUAUUGACCAUAUUGUGGCAUACAUGGUGGCCAACGUCCUGGUAGUUGUCACAACAUUGGACUUUCUUGCUCCUGCUCAUUCACCAGAUUAGAUUGAAAUCAUGAUCACUGAAUGAUGUAAAGUAACAAUAAAAAUCAGUGAAACAAAUACAAUCAAGCUAUUAUUUCCA
Messenger RNA from Pocillopora verrucosa, 1816 nucleotides. Its product is annotated as solute carrier family 25 member 16. The record is from RefSeq and is a predicted model, not a curated record. Gene Ontology annotation, biological process: mitochondrial coenzyme A transmembrane transport. Lineage: Eukaryota; Metazoa; Cnidaria; Anthozoa; Scleractinia; Pocilloporidae. Gene Ontology annotation, cellular component: mitochondrial inner membrane. Gene Ontology annotation, molecular function: coenzyme A transmembrane transporter activity.